Molecule: messenger RNA, 736 nt
Organism: Porites lobata
Lineage: Eukaryota; Metazoa; Cnidaria; Anthozoa; Scleractinia; Poritidae
Source: the annotation of a GenBank genome assembly
CACAUCAGCGUACGAGAACUCAAGGCCACCUUCUUUGCCCUAAAGUCCUUUCCAAAGAAGCAGUCUCACAAGACUUUUUGCCUGAGCAUAGGCAACACGACGGCAGUGUCCUACGUAAAAAACAAGGGAGGACCGCGGUCAACUUGUCUCGUAGAGUUAACACUGGAACUCCGGAACUGGUGCCUGGAGCGGAACAUAUUGGUAACAGCUCAGCAUGUACCAGGCAAAUUGAACACAGUGGCAGACUCUGAAUCGAGGGUGCUCAACGACAGCAGAGAGUGGAAAGUUGACCUGUUUGCUUCUUAACCUCCCGGCUCCCCAAAUACGUUAGCUGGCGCCUGGAUCCAGAGGUGUUGCUCUCGGAUGCCCUGACAAUAAACUGGACAACCUUCAUGGGUUACGCCUUUUCACCCUUCCACUUUAUCCUGGCUGUACUGAGCAAAGUAUCUUGGGACCAGGCAGACAUCAUAUUAGUUGCGCCUCUCUGGAAAGCCUUGGUGCCACCUCUCCUGGGUCUUCUGGUCGAUCAUCCAGUCCUUCUUCCUAGCACGAGACACCUUCUAACAGACCCCGCGAGCCCCCAAAAUAUACAUCCAAUGUUUCACCUAUUACACUUAGCCGUGUUUCACAUUUCCGGGGACAGUACCAGGCAAUGGGACUUUCUAACGACGUUACCGAGAUUCUCCUUGCAGCAGCUCACCCCUCAACACAGAAAACGUAUAAAUCAGCUUGGGGA